Molecule: messenger RNA, 7640 nt
Organism: Trematomus bernacchii (emerald rockcod)
Lineage: Eukaryota; Metazoa; Chordata; Actinopteri; Perciformes; Nototheniidae
Product: polycomb group RING finger protein 3
Exons: 10
Coding region: 212-961 (249 amino acids)
Biological process (GO): regulation of transcription by RNA polymerase II
Cellular component (GO): PRC1 complex
Source: RefSeq, a predicted model, not a curated record
AGUGCUGUUCGGCCUGUUCCGCGGCCGCUCGGUCAUUUUCGCCUCUUUGUUGUACUGAUAGUGGAUUUAACUCGGAUUCAACCCAAUAUCCAGCGGACCGUGCUGCUCCCAAACAGGCUCCAAUGAGAGUCUCUCCAUGAUGAGGAGCUAACACUGUCGGCCGCACAACCGCAGGAAGAGCCGGGCCGCUGCACCCCCCCCCAGCCGACGCAUGGCGGUGUUAGGGAACCCCGACAUGCUGACGAGGAAAAUAAAGCUGUGUCACAUCAACGCCCACAUCACAUGUCGUCUGUGUGAUGGAUACCUGAUCGACGCCACCACCGUCACCGAGUGCUUACACACCUUCUGCAGAAGCUGCCUAGUGAAGUAUCUGGAGGAAAACAACACGUGCCCCACGUGUAGGAUUGUUAUUCAUCAGAGCCAUCCACUGCAGUACAUCGGCCAUGACAGAACAAUGCAAGACAUUGUCUACAAAUUGGUACCGGGACUUCAAGAGGCGGAGAUAAAGAAGCAGCGGGACUUUUAUCAGAAGUUGGGGAUGGAGGUGCCGGGAGACAUUAAAGGAGAUCAUUGCCACAUGAAGACGCAUCUAGAUCAACGCAACGGCGACACAAAAACAGAGGACGCGGUCCAUAAGGAGCCGGGAGAGGAGAAACCAGAGGAGGAGAACGACUAUCACCGGAGCGACGAGCAGGUCAGCAUCUGCUUGGAGUGCAACAGCAGCAAGCUGCGAGGUCUGAAGAGGAAGUGGAUCCGCUGCUCGGCACAGGCGACCGUCCUGCACCUCAAGAAGUUCAUCGCCAAAAAGCUCAACCUGACAUCGUUUAAUGAGCUGGACAUUUUAUGCAACGAGGAAAUUUUGGGAAAGGACCACACUUUGAAAUUUGUUGUUGUGACAAGAUGGAGAUUUAAGAAAUCCCCCCUCCUGCUCCAUUACAGACCCAAGAUGGAUCUGCUGUAGCCAACACGGACACAACGGUUGUUUUUCUUUUUUAUCCUGGUGGCCGCGGACUGUGCCGAAAACCUUUUUAAUUUAUGCAAAGACGAUCAUCCAACACCAAGCAAACACCCGACGGUAAAAGUCAACACGAGCCAGCUAAUCGGGAUUUAAAGGGCGAGGGGGGCAGCGACAACAAAAAAAACUGGCAACCUCCAGCACAGAUACUGCAACACUGGUGUGUUUUUAGGAACUAAAACAACCUGUUUUUUGUCCGCUACAUCCUAGAUAUGUGAACAAAACGAAAAAAUGGAGAGUAAAGCAUAUAUUUAUACUUUUGUACAGAAGAGACACAUGGAACCAAGACACUACUGGUGCUCUGUUUACACGCAAACACGAUGUCGGGAAUCACCGUCUUUUAUGAGCUUCAUGCAGAUUUCAUCCUCCUGAGACUGAGACGGGAGGAGGACGGGUCUUUUUUUUAUAUAAAAAGGUGUUUUUUUCUUUCUUUCUUUCUUCAACAAUACACUCGACACGUCUUGGGAGCACAGAAAGUUUAUGGAGAAAUUAUAUACCAGGCUGUUUCACGUAAAUUGUCUCUGAUUUUUUAUUUUUUAUUUUUCUCAGUUCGUCGGCUUUGUCUAAUUUUGCUAUUGGGUUCUUGAUGAUUGUCAAUUGUGAAUAGGCUUAAAAAAAUUGUGUAGUAAUUUAUGUUCUAUAUACCAAUAUUGUACAUAAAAUGUCAUUACAGAGAAAGAGAGAGACUGAAGAGAGUAAGAGAGACUUUAGACUGUUAGAAGAAAAGAGAGUGGAUCCCAGAAGUGCUAUCUUACGGUGGCUAACACGUGCUAACGCGCUCCAGCGGCCCAACACUUUUCCAUUAGUAGACACACGCUUCACUUUGAAAAACUAUGCAAAUAUAAAAACACAAAUGGGCCAAAACUCACGUAAAUGAAGAAACGUUUUCACCAACUUGACAACACAUGGGCAGCAUUUACUAAAAGCUCUGCAAGAAGCUCAAAACACAACGGAAACCAGGGGAUUAUAACACUGGAAACUAACCUUAAAAUAAAAGUUUUAAUGGCUUAUUUUAACAAUGUGAUCACAUGAUUCCUUCUGAUAUUAUUGCAGAUCUUCUGUAAGCUAACAUAGCUAACCUACUAAUUUAAAUAAUAAUGAUAAAACACUGACAGUUAUGAAACAGACUAACUCUGCCAACAGUUGUCCAGCUUUAUAAUCCCCGAACGUCACCUUGUGCUACGUUCCUAGCCGUGUGCGACACUUUUUUAGUGUCCCCUAGUUUCCGUUGUGUUUUGAGCUUCUUGCAACGUUUUAGGAAAAUGCUGCACAUGUGUUGUCAAGUUGGUGUGGAUGUUUCUUCAUUAACAUUUGUGUUUUUAUACCUGCAUUGAUUUUGAAACUACUAAGCGUUUGUCCUAUGGAAAUAUUGUUGUCCAUUGUAGCGUGAUUGCACCUGUCGGCCAACGUACUAUCUAUAUGUCGGGGGCGAUAAAUUAGGAUUUUUAAAGACAGACUCACUAUCAGUAUCAAAGUAUAUAGAAGCUUCUCUAUGUUGUCUGAGAAAGACAACACAAAACAAAUAUAUCAGAUCCUCUGCCAUGUGUGUAUGUUACAUUGAUCUCAUAGCAUUACAAGACUUUAGGAAGAAAGCUUCCCCUCAUCUCACCGGCCAUCCACGUCUUUUUUUUGGGUUGUUUCAACGUCAUUAUCGACCAACACAGUCUUAACAAUAUCACUACAGAAAACACACUUUUGCUCAGAAAUGCCUGCAGGACAUAAAACAUGCAAUAUUCAGGCUGAAAAUGUUUCAAAAAGCAGUCUUUAAUAUCUGUUUCUGCAGUCUGACAGUGACACACCCACAUGUUUACAGCUUUUGUUUGAGGAGCUAGCAGCAGAUGUUGUUUGCCCUCUUUAAAACAUGCAUUUCAUUCUGCCUCAUUUUCCCAAACUCUCUCAAAUCUCCAUUUAAUUUUGACUUGUAAUUUGCAUACCAGUCUCACUUGUCUUGAAACAGAGUAGAGCAUCUUAUCCCCAAUUUAAAUUCUGAUGUCAAAUAUGGAUAUUUUCCCGCCCACAGGAAGUGAAUAGAUUGGUGCAGGGAUGAAGUGUCUCUGACCCAGGUUGGCAUCUUCCUGGUUCCCUCGACAAGAACAAAUGUGAUAUUUCCAUUGGGUUUCAGAGGAAAUAAUCUCUGUGGCAACACACGUUUAUGAUGCUUACAUGUUUUGUUCAGCAGGAUCAUUUCCACAUAUGAACACCACUUAAUAAAUGUUAAAGUGCAGUAGUCAGAAGUAGAAGGCUAACGUUGAUUUCACGCAGCCACCGCUAAGCUAAAGGCAGCUAAUGUUCGGCCUGACAGUCUCGUUUAGACACACGCUGUUUAUAAAUUCACCAGUGGGGUAUUUUAUGUCGUGGAACAAAACGUAAAAGUCUCUUCAACUUGUGUUUACCACAGACCUUAUUUCUGAUUUCCAACAACAAACACAUCCAGAAAAACAGUCGAGAUUGAGCUAAGGUGACCGGAAGUGCUAAUAUGCUAACUCAUUUCUGGGUUUUAGGACUCAUUCCUGCAGACCUCUAUUAAGGUUUAGAAGUUGAGGGCACAUCACAGUGGUCUGAAGUCUCACAGGCGGUCCGGUUUGAGAGACAUGAGUAGAUUACUGACGUCACAUGGUGAGUUUAAGGAGUUUAUCUUUCAGUUUCUUCUCAAUGCCAGUCGGAGCUUCAGAUGUGCAAAGUUUCAGAACAUUUCUGAAAGUGAAGUGGAUAUUGUUUUGUUCGUCACAGAUUUAGUACAAAACUUGGAUUUUGUUUCUGCAGGAUAGCCAGUGUUCAAUAUUUUUGACACAUUUCCGAGUGUUUUUAAGAACUCGUGAUUUUCAGGUUUCACACAGGGAGGUUUUUUGAGCAUUUUGAUAUUGAAAUUUGAAUUACAAUGACUCCCGUUGGGUCAUUUGGUGCUUAUUGAUGUGUGUUUGUAAUCCUGAGGAGGACUGUUCCUCAGGAGCGUAACAAAUGUUCUGUCAAACUACAAAAAUGUCUUUACUCAAUAACUGUCUUUAACACAACUGGAUCCCUGAACGCCGGACCUCAAGUAGUAUUACCUCACUGUCUGCAACUACACAACAUUUAUUUACCUUUGCAUUGUUUCACUACAAGCCGUGUUGUCUGUGUUCAUGCAGGGUUCCUAUGCAUUGUUAGGCUCCAAAACGUCUGUAAAAAUCUAUUAAUUUCUAAUAACAAGUUGGGAAUGUCUGAUUCACACUUUGGCUGAAAUCCUCUUAUCUUUCCCAGUAUUGCGAUAGUUUAGUAUCGUGAACGAAGUUGGUUAUCUGAUCUACAAUUGUAAGUCUGUUAUAAUGGAACAUUUACAUAUUAAGAAAUGUAUAGGAACCCUGCCUCAUAAGGACCUUUGACGUGUGAAUUAUAAAGUUGUUUUUUUUAGCCUACACUUCUGUAAACUCUACCAGCUCAACCAAAACUCCUCCAACAGUCUGUGAUCUCUGAACUUAUCCUUAUAAAUUAACCUUUGAUUUACCAAGGCCCUAAAUCCAGUACCAUAUGAAGAGUGUUCAUUAUGUUUGGUUUCUAUUUCACUACAUAAAAUCAUGGAAAGUAUUGGUUGAGAAAAGGUUCAAAUGCAAAUAAAUCUUUGUGAAAAUCUGAUUAUAAAAAUAUAAUUUGCAGCGCAUGAACUCUGAUUUUUAAAUUACUUUAAUUCUUGCGAUUUCUCCCUUUUUUGUAUCUACUGGGAACAACACAUACCAGCUUUUGGUGAGCAGAAACAGACACAACAUCUAAUCUGAUUGUUUCCUUACCUGGGUGAAAACAAUGAGCCUCAGCUUGUGAGCUUAUUGUGUUAGAACUUGCUAAAAAUCCCCACAAAAUCAUGUAAACCUGUGCUUUACUACAGUAUGUGUCUGUCGGUGCAGACCGGGUGUUUUACAGGCGUAUUCACAGGUUAUUUCUGAGUCACACUGAUCUGGUUUGCAGUUGUAUUAUUGGGGGAACAUGCCGUUUGUCCUGGUGUCAGCCAUUUAAAAAUAUUAAUGUUAUUUUUCAAUUUAGCAGUCUGUAUCUCCUUGUCAUGUGCGCACUCUGUUUGUGAUGAAAUCUCUUCAAUGUGCAGAGGCUUAUUCCCACCAAAAGGUGCUACUCAAAAGUCUUUUAACACUUACAUUUCUGUAUCGUGCAGAGCAGACACUGUGUGAAGGACUGGCUUUGAAACAAAGGUUACAUGCGUGUGUUUUCAUUUGAUUGUUGUACCCAUUUUGUUUGAGGAGGCUCUGUUCACACUGCUGCAGAUUUUGUGCAAAAAUGUUCUGGAUUUUUCGUCAUUUCAAAAAUAUUGUGUAGUCCUUUUCUUGAUUUGCAGAUAUUAAGACAAAUCACAGAGUAUAUAUAUAUUACCUACAUGAUGAGAGAUAGAGACACAAAUGUGCAGGUGCAGAUUUUGCAGAGCUUAUCUUCUCUGUCGUUGACCAAAUUUUGUUAUUUGGCAGCAAGCUAAUCUCAUACAAAUAUCUUUAUUUCAUCAUCGUAAGCUUUUCUCAAUGCAUAGAAGACAUCAGCACAAAUACAUAAAUAAAAGCAGCAAUAAGAAGGCUCUAUAUAGAUUAAAUUAAGUUAAAUAUACAUCUAUUUUACAACCUGCUGGUUCAAAUACACAAAUCUGAAACGCUGCGAUGUGAACAAAGCUUCCUCUUCCUCCUGGUGUUCUUUUGGUGUGUGAUCUGUGAAGGGGAACCUGAUGGAAAAGUCUGUGACGGUCAGAAAAGUCUCUGGCUCGGUGCUUCCUUUGGUGCUAAUGUUCAAAAAAGAUUCAGACAGAGACACGAAAGCACUGUUUUGCAAAGACCUCCUGUUUUGUUUUGUUUGCACUGAUGUUGCUCACGCUUAAGUCCUUGGGUUGUCUUUAUCUUGUCUUGCGGUGCAGAGAUCGGUGCUCCCUUUCUUUGUCCCUUCAUCUCUCAUCGUAUUGUAUGGUUUGGUGCUCUCUUGCCUGGGCUCGCACAUAGACUGAUUCUGUGAAAAAUAAAAAUGGUGAGAAAUCAGAUGUGCUAGCUGCAAUUUCCUGCCUCAAAGUGAAACUCACGCUUGUUACGCGACUCGGGUCAACAUUCAGAUUGAGACUUGCUUCGAAAAACACUUUCCCAAAGUUAUCUCGACCUUCUCUGCGGCUCAGUGUGUGUCUGAACGCUGCAGUGGAUCGAUGUUGGUGCUUUCUUUAUCGGCCCGGCAUAGAGACAUCAGUGACAGCCGAGUUAAGAGGCUUUAGAGCAGGCUGCAGAUACGAACGGUCUCCGUGUGUCAGAGUCUCCGAGGCUUUGACCUUGAACACCUGUCAGCCCGUUUGUUAUCUGGGAUCUGAGCGAGGUGGGCUGCGUGGAAAUGUUGAUUUCAAGGCGGUUUUCAAGCCGGUACGCCUCCACCUCGAUGUGAAGGAGAGUAAACAAUUUAUUCUCCUUUCUCUCAGCAUUCAUUUGUUGGCAGCAGAAUCAUUCCUGGCUCUUCUCUGUUCACUCCGCUGUGAUAAGUGUCCACUCUACGAGGGUGAUCGCUUUCUUUUGUUGCCCGGCUCACACUGUCCCUUAUUUUUAAAUCCUAGGUAGAGCUUUCAGUAAUCUCAGCGUCAGGGUUGGUGUGAGGCAGAGGAGUGGACCAACACAAAUGGAUAUAUCGACACUCCAAAAUAACUAAUUGUCACAGGUUGCUCGGCUCUGAGAAGCUCACAUGCACUGAAUCCCGUCCUUAUAGCAAAUAAAUGUUAAAUUAUGGAGUGUUUUACCACUUCAGGAUUGUGACGUUUCCUUCUUUUGAGAUUGUUUACUGGCGGUAGGAUCGGCAAAGUCCUUUUUUUCGAAGGCAAAUCCCCUUGACUUUAGUGUACGAGUGCUAGAUUGAGAUUGUUAGUUUCAGUAAUUCGGGAUAUUGGGUAAAACCCCCGUGAGCCAUAGCAAAUGUCGUACAAAAAAAUCUGUCCAAUUUUCUUUUUUAUUGUUAUUUAUUUAUGCUGAAAAAGUGACUUCUGCAGUUUUUGAAAAGAGUUUUUUUUUUUUUGUGGAAUUUAUACCGGACUCAUAAAAUGGCUUAAAUUAGAGAAUUUAGAAUUUUGUUUUAUUCCAGGUGUGUCUCUGCAAUGCGCCGUCUAAUAAAUCCAUCGUUGUCAUCUUAGGUCAAGACAAAUUAAACGUUGUGGUUAUUGUAUUUGCAGGAGGAUGUGCAAUCUACGGUUCUCCGAUGGUUCCAGGUUUCAGUGUUUUUUUUUCUGCUUUUGUUAAUUUUCCAGUCAGUUCCUCAGGUCACUAAAUGCCUUCUGGUCCUGAGGGUGACCAGGAACUCUCAGAACAUACACUAAUGCACCCGAAAAACAAAAUGACUGGAUUUUACUUUAGUCUCGUCUCUCUCUCGUUUCUCCCCCUCCCCUCCUCCCGUGACAAUUUCCUCAGACUCUUUGUUUAUUUUCAGGUGAACUCGGGCACUUAUUCAGGUGUCCUUUUUCUUGCCUCCUUUUUGUAUUAUUGUUAUUUAUUGCACAUGUAAUGAACUGGUUUCCAUUGCCGCAUUUUAAUUCAAGGAGUUUUGGGUCUGAGAAUGGGGCGGGAAUUUCUUACGUACAAAACUACAGAAGCUUUUGUCAAAACCUGAGUGUGUAUUUCAUCAAUAAAUGCCUUUAAAAGUG